Camelus dromedarius (Arabian camel) is the source of this 3655-nucleotide messenger RNA. RefSeq names its product succinate receptor 1 (gene SUCNR1). The record is from RefSeq and is a predicted model, not a curated record. Gene Ontology annotation, biological process: G protein-coupled receptor signaling pathway. The transcript has 2 exons. Gene Ontology annotation, molecular function: G protein-coupled receptor activity. Lineage: Eukaryota; Metazoa; Chordata; Mammalia; Artiodactyla; Camelidae. Gene Ontology annotation, cellular component: plasma membrane. Bases 81 to 1187 code for a protein of 368 amino acids.
UUCCCUUACUUGGACAUCUUGACUUUGAGGUUUGACUGAAUAAAUUUCUCCUGGACUUUUGAAUUAUUAAUCUUGGCUGCAUGAUAUGCAAAUUAGACUGCACUAAGUAUGGCCAGCAGCACAGCACUGGGUCAGAAGCUGCAUCAAGUUGCUGGCAAAGAAUUUCUUUCAAGGGAUCGGGGCCUUCCGACAGAAUGGCAUGGAAUGCAACUUGCAAAAACUGGGAGGCAGCAGAGACUGCCCUGCACAAGUACUACCUUCCCAUUUUUUAUGGGAUUGAGUUCAUAGUGGGAGUCUUUGGGAAUACUGCUGUUGUUUUUGGCUACCUCUCCUGUCUGAAGAACUGGACCAGCAGUAACAUCUAUCUCUUUAACCUCUCAAUCUCUGACUUGGCUUUCUUGUGUACCCUUCCCAUGCUGAUGAGAUAUUAUGCCCUCGGAAAAUGGACAUAUGGGUACGUGCUGUGCAUAAGCAACCGAUACAUGCUUCAUGCCAACCUCUACACCAGCAUUCUUUUCCUCACUUUUAUCAGCAUUGAUCGAUACCUGCUCAUGAAGUAUCCUUUCCGGGAACACCUCCUGCAAAGGAAAGAGUCUGCAGUUAUACUCUCUUUGGCCAUUUGGGGUUUGGUAACCUUAGAGCUCAUGCCCAUGCUUCCUCUUUUAAAUCCUGAUACAGCUGAGAAUGGCACCAACUGUAUUGAUUAUGCAAGUUCCGGGGACCCCAAGUACAGCCUCAUUUAUGGCAUGUGUCUAACCUUCUUAGGGUUUCUCAUUCCUCUGUUUGUGAUGUGCUUCUUUUAUUUCAAGAUUGCUCUUUUCCUAAAGCAGAGGAGCAGGCAGCUUGCUACUGCUUUGCCCCUUGAAAAGCCUCUCAACUUAGUCAUCAUGGCAGUUGUGAUCUUCUCCGUGCUUUUUACUCCCUACCACGUCAUGCGGAACCUGAGGAUCGCUUCAUACCAGGGGAUCUGGAUGCAGUCCCCGUGCACUCAGGUCAUCAUCAACUCCUUGUACAUCAUGACUCGGCCUUUGGCCUUCCUGAACAGUGUCAUCAACCCUGUCUUCUAUUUCCUCAUGGGAGAUCACUUCAGGGAGAUGUUGAUGAACAAACUGAGGCACCACUUCAGGUUCCUUACUUUCUUUAGAAGAUGGGCUCACGGACUAACGUUUUUGUUCAGGGAAAAGUGAGGUGCUUGUGUAGCAGAUCGUUUUACACAGGCAUCUGUAAGCCAGUCAGAGUGUGAUUUAACUCAUAGAUGUAAAUUAGGGAAGGUCACAGACCUGACCCUGUUUUAAAGCCAUGUUGUACCCAGGGAGUGUGAAGAGAAGAGGAUGGGAAGUAUUUACUGGUUUUUUGACCUGAAAGUUGAAAGGAGUUGUACUCUCACUGUCUAAUGUUUGAGCACGUAAGUCCAAAAUUCUAAGUGUUAGAAGACCUUCUCAAUCAGUGCAAAAGGAAUAGAAAAUAGAUAAAGCAGAAAUUUGUCUGCAUUUAAUUAUUGGUAUGAUUGUCAAAAAAAAAAUUGUUGGCAACAUUCCAUACAUUAUUUUUAUUCAUACAAUCGUAUAGCUUUAUGUGAGAACCAAAUAACAGAAGAUUAGACAUAUGCUAUUAAAUAUUGUUAGAAGUUGUGCUCUUGAGCAAAUUUAGGGUAAACAGUAACAACGAUGAACAGAAAGCAAUAAAACAAGUUCAAAGAUGCUUAUAUGAUACUUCUUUAUAUUGAUCAUAAAUUGAGGUCAAGUUGUAAUUUUAAGACCCUUUUUGUUGCAUGGUUUUUCAUGCAAAGAGUCAUAUUAAAUAGAACCUAAAUAAAAUGUUUAAUGAAGAGAGAGACAUGUUUGAGCUUGGCUCUCAGGGAACUUAUGUGUAAGAGAUAUUUUAAAAGUAUGAGAGAGAGAUAUGAAGGAUAGCUACAAAAAUUCCAAAGUUAUCGAACACAAAGCACCUACCAGGAACCCAGAACAGGACUAAACGAAAGUGAAUGCACUGUUUUUAUGAUGAGUGUGCCAUCUGGCAUUUUAUGAUCACAAUUUGAUUGUCAGUGCAUGGAAACAUAUUAAGUUCAUUAGUCUUGCUACUCUUGAUUAAAUAGUAAAAUUUAAAAUAUAUUAAUAUCAUAAAAUCCGCAACUAAGAGGAAUGAAGUGGUAAUAUCAAAAUGUAUUGGGUUAAUUAUUCUUUUUUCCCUUUUGGAGGGAAAAUCACAGUUUUUCUACCCAUACACACUUUUUUUUUUUUUUUUUUUUUUUGGUAAGCAGUGGGAUGAUUUACAAGAAAAGCUUUAUCUUGAGAGAGUGACUCACAUCUAGAAUGAGCCUUAUUUUCAUAGACCAUUGAAGGAAAUGUUCUAAACAAAAUGCCCUUUAUGAGUUUGCAGAGUAUAAGGAACAGUUAUGUGCAUGUCAGUAUAGAUUGUCCCAGAAGGGUUACCCAUGCCACAGAACAAGUUUAGGGGAACAAAAAGAGUGCUGCAUUAGUUUUUUUAAGUCAAAAAGUAUCACAUGAUAAUUCAUUUAUUACAUGCAAAAAGUGUGUACAUGUCCACAUGUCUACUCUCCUUUCCUUGAGUCACUGGCUGUAAUGUGAACGAUAAAAUGAACAUGAGAGCGAAGGCAUAAAAUUCAUUGUCCUUCCUGUUUUGAGGUACUCUAGUAACAUUGUUUUCUGACAUUCUAAAAACCCAAAAUGUUCCCACUGAAAUAUUAUAAGAACACAUUACCCACAGAGGAUUUAUUUUCUUACCUAACAUUAGGGUUUAAGAUUUUUUUUUCAUGCUUUACCUUUAUUAUCAAUAUUUUAAAAAUUUCAAUGUAAUUUUAUAAUUGCCUGAUAAUAAGCUGAAAACAGAAUCUGAAUUUUUUCACCAGAAAAGUCCACAAAAACAGUCUUAGAAAAGAAGUAUUUGGUCAUUUCUGCAACUUAGCAACAUAUAAUUUAAUUGUAACUUAUAUUUUAUGCAUUGGUUUCAAUUUGUAAAGAUGAAAUUAGAUUUGCCUCACCCUUAUCCCAAGUUGAGGCAGGGGUAGACUCUUUCUAAUAGUACAGUAAAAUAGCUUAUUAAACUAUAAAUGCUUACAUGUGUCUUUUAACCAAAAUCUUAAAUAAUUUUAUAGCACGUUUCUUGAUUUUUUUUUUUUUUUUUUUUUUUUUGCUCAAAUCUGUCAUGUGGAGACUUAAUCCUUAAUGGACUAAAGAGACCUGCACUGCAAUUACAAGCGCUAUUCUGUUUGCUGUUUGUACUAGGUGGUUGUAAAAAUCACAAACAAUAAAUAAUGGAAAUCUUUCCUGGAUUGGUUUUCAAAGGAAAUAUUAUUAGGCUUUUGUAUAUGUCUUUUAUUGGUUCCCUAGUGUCUUCAGAAUCAAGUCUAAACCUCUUGGUCCAGCAUUUGGCAAUCUGGACCCACCUAUUCUUUAUCAGUUCUCUCUUGCUGCUGUUGUCACAGAUUAUACCCUCCAGCCAAAGACAGCUAUUUCAUUUCAUUCUAUUCAAAAGUUUCUUCAUUAGGUACACUGGGAUGCUCACCCUUGUUUUAUUAUGCCUACGUAUAAAAAAAUCUAAGCAUCUUUUAAGGUCCAUCUCAUCUAUCACUCCAUCUUAAAGUCUUUCUUAUACAUCUUCUCCCAAAAUCUGGAAAUAAAUCCAUCUAUCUCUG